AUGACAAUUUUUUUCUUACUUUGUCAGAUAUGGGCAGUCGAUAAUGUAAUAAAUGGGCUUAAUUCAAGUGCCUUGUUCCACAUCACUGUUCUGGAUGUCAAUGAUAACAACCCUGAGUUUCAGAAUCUGCCAUACAGUUUUGAGGCUCUGGAAGGGGAAUACACCUUGAAUAAUGCCACUAGAGUUGGACAUGUGACUGCUACUGAUUUGGAUGAGGGAGAGAAUGCACGAAUUACUUAUUACUUGUCAGCUGAGGAUGGGGAUAAUCCAUACAGCAUCCAGCAGGAUGGAACCAUUUUGGUUACUGGCUCUGUCGACCGAGAAAGUAAAGACAAGUAUGAGCUGCUCCUGCUGGCAUCUGAUAACGGAGUGCCCCUGAGGCAGAACUUCACACACGUCAGCAUCAGGGUGUUGGAUGUGAACGACAACCCCCCUCAGUUCACAAGGGCACAGUACUCAGCCAGCAUCCCUGUGGCAGCAGCAAAGGAGGGACAGUCUGUCCUGGCAGUGUCUGCCACUGACCCCGACCUUGGGAACAACGCUGUCAUUUCAUACAGCCUCAUGAACCAUUCUGAUGAUUUCCAUAUAAAUAAUGGCACUGGAGAAAUCACCCUCAGCAAUAACCUGGAGCACAUCACAGCUGACACAGUUGUGACACUGACAGUUGUUGCCACUGACCAUGGAGUUCCUCAGCUUACCUCAAGUGCCUCUGUUACUCUCUACUUGCUGGUAGAUGACACCAGCUUUGGGCUGACUUUUGAGCGCUCCAGCUACGAGUUCAGCAUUGAGGAGGACAAAGCCCCAGGGAGCACAGUGGGCUCUGUGAAGGCUCUGACUGGCAGCAUUGCUGUGCAGGUCCGGUACUCCCUGAAAUCCCACUGGGACAAGUUCUCCAUCAAGGACCAAGGAGACAUCGUGGCCCUGGUGAGGCUGGACAGGGAGGAAGGAGACCUGUACAGCAUCCUUGUGCAAGCUGUGGAUUCCCUGGUGCCACCCAACACAGCUGUUGCUUUGGUAACUGUGAGAGUUGAAGACAUCAAUGACAACCCUCCAGUUUUCUCAGCAUGGAUCCAAACUCAUUUAUCAGCUCCUGAGAAUGCAGCUGGUCUAGACUUGGGCACAUUUUCUGCUACUGAUCUGGAUGCAGGAGAUAACGCACUUAUCAGCUACUCUCUGCAAGAUGAUUUUGCUGGAACAUUCCAUAUUAACAGUUCUACUGGCAAGCUGAUGACCAAAAAACCCUUAGACAGAGAAGUGAUGGACAGUUAUGAAUUGAAAAUAAUUGCCAGUGAUUCUGGGAAGCCAGCACAAUCUGCAAGCUUAGUUCUGAGCAUCACUGUGGAAGAUGUGAAUGACAACCCACCAGUGCUCCCCCAAAAAUCCUACUCUGUGACUGUGAGGGAGAAUGAGCCUCCACAUGUGAUUUUGAGUGCAGUAGCCACAGAUGCAGAUAUAGGGUACAAUGCCAUCAUUCAUUACACCAUAACUGGAGAGACAACUUCAUUUCAUGUGGGAGAACUUUCUGGAGAUAUUGCAACCCUGCAGCCUCUGGACUAUGAAAGUCAAUCCCAGUACAAGUUUAUUCUGAAAGCUUUCAAUCCUGGAGAGCCACAUCUCCAGGACACAGCAAACAUUACAGUUACUGUGGAAGAUGUGAAUGAAGAAGGACCUGUGUUUGACCAGUCCUCAUAUCACAAGAUCCUCCUAGACAAUUCCACAGCUGGCACACUGGUAGUAGACAUCAAUGCAAGAGAUGAAGGCAAGGCUUAUGAUGAAGGCAUUUUCUACAAUAUCUCAGGUGGAAACUCAGAAGGCCUCUUCAUUCUUUCCAGUACCACAGGAGAGCUCAGGCUAACAAGAGAUUUAUCCACACAAACUGUUCCCCUGUACUACUCCUUGAACGUCACUGCGACGGAUUCGGGUCUGCCGCCUCUUUCAGCCUCUGUAAAGGUGUCAGUCGUGGUUGCUCCCAUGGAUGUGUCCUUCCCAGUGUUCCUGGAAGAAGCCUAUCACCCUGCCCCUCUGGCAGAUCAGAGCCCCCCAGACACGUUUGUUGUGGAGGUCAGAGCCUUGUACAAGCUCCCUGUGGACUACAGCAUCGCCUCUGGAGAUGAGAAGGGAUAUUUCAUUAUCCAUCCAUCCAAUGGUAUUGUAAGAACAAGUAAGAAUCUAAAACUGGAAGAUUUUCCAGUAAAUUUCAAGGUACGAGCAUCAGACUCAUCUAAUGCUGCCAUAUUUAAUGAAGUGGAAGUGAAGGUGGAAGUCAUUGAUGAAAACGAUUUCCCCCCAGUUUUCCCAUCUUCUCUACUGGAAGAGAGAUUGCCAGAGCAUUCCCCUGCUACUCAGAUUGUGCAGCUGAAAGCUCAGGACAAUGACACAGGCAGGAAUGGUUUCCUGACAUAUGGCAUUCUCAAUGGACAAGGACUGAAAUUCAGGAUAAAUGAAACCACUGGAAUCCUUUAUUCCACUGCCCCCUUUGAUUAUGAAGAGGAACCCACAGAGUAUCAGGUUGUGGUGUAUGCUGAAGAUGAUGGGAUCCCUGAGAAGAAGAGGGGUUACUGCACAGUUGUGAUAAAGAUCACUGACAUUAAUGACUGGCCACCUGUGUUUGAUCCAGUGCCUGACUUGAGUGUCCAGGAAAACGUGCCUGUGGGAUUCAUAGUUGGAAAAAUCACAGCAUCAGACAGAGACACAGGAGACAAUGCCUUCAUUCUGUAUAACCUCACAGGUGAGGGAGAAAAUAUAUUUGAAAUAGAUGCAAUACAGGGUAUCAUUAAGAUAAGGAACUCUCCAGACUAUGAAGCCAUGAAUAAAUACAACCUCACAGUGACUGCAGUCAACAAUAAAUCUGCCCCUUUCUAUCAGGCAGCCAGCCACGUCAGAGUUGCAGUGAUGGAUGUGAAUGACAACGCCCCAGUGUUUGCCCAGAGCUCCUAUUCUGCUGCCAUGAACAUGGUGAAUCCCGUGGGGGCUCCUGUCCUCACCGUGAGCGCCACCGACCGUGACCAGGGGCACAAUGGCCUCAUUGAGUAUUACAUCCUCCCGGAUGCCACCGUGAGCCCCUUCUUCCUGAUAGAGGACUUGAGUGAGGGGAAGAUAAUUACAACUGGAAACCUGUCUAGGUCUGGAGAGAUGCACUUAACAGUGAUGGCAAAGGACAAAGGCUCUCCCCCUUUAAAUGGCACUGCUGUGGUUACUCUGAGUGUGUUUGACAACCGCCCGUUCGUGCCUCGCUUCAACAAAAGUGAGAUCAGCAUUUCUGUUUCGGAAAACACUGGAGUGGAUUAUUUAAUUUAUGAUUUUGCUGUGGUUGAAACUUCAGGAAAACCAAUUGAUUACACUGUUGUAUCUGGCAAUGAAAGAGGUCACUUCAGACUGGAUCCUGAAAGUGGUGAGCUGAGAACAGCAGUUAAUUUGGACUAUGAGGAAGUUUCUCAGUAUGUGAUUUUAAUUCAAGCAAACGCAAGAGUCUCCUCUGCUGCAGAGGCCCAGCGUUCAGGGCUGUUUGCUGAGAACGCGGCCAUGCUGACGAUCUCCGUGCAGGACGUGAACGAGCAGCCCGUGUUCUCCAGCCCCUCCUACUCUGCCCGCAUUCCCAGCUCUGUGCCCUACAAAUACCCUGUCACCACAGUCCAGGCCACAGAUCCAGACUCAGGAGACAAUGGACGUCUGCUGUACAGCUUAGUGGGAGGCCAAACCAAUGAAUUUGACAUCAAUGAAAACACAGGGCAGAUUUUUACAGUUUCUGUAGCAGGAAAAGCUGGAACGUUUUAUCUGCAAGUCCAAGCUGCAGACCAAGGCACAAGAAGACUCACAGCCCAGACAACAGUGAAUGUAAGGAAGAUUUUUGUGUAUAAUCCUGAUUUACUUCCAUGUCAAAAUUGUAAACAAGAAGGGCUAAUUUUGGUAACUGUUGAUUCCAGUUCCAGUAGCAACGUUGUGAUGCUGGUGCUUAAUCAGAAGAUCAGUGUUGUGGAAAGAAAAAGUGUUGAAGUACAAAGGGUCCUGGAAGAGAAACUUGGAUGGAAUGUAUACGUGCUUAAUAUCUAUUCCAAGGAGUCUGACAGAAAUUCAAGGAGCAGCACUGAUGAAACCCAAGUAGACAUCAUUGCUUUUGAUGAGGCCCACCAGGAAGUACCUGCAGAAGAUGUGAAAAGGAAGCUGAGGGAGCAGAGGGCUGCCAUUGAGCAGGGGCUGCAGGAGGUGUUCUCAGCAUCCGUCAGCGCUGCCGUGCCCGAGGCUCCGGCGGCCCCGGCAGCCCCGGAGCGCACGGCUGCCAUCGUGCUGGGGGUGCUGCUGGCCACCACCUUCAUCGCCUUCCUGGCCUAUGUCCUGCUGGACCUGAAAAGGAAAAGAAAGUAUGGGAAACAGGAUUUGGUUAAGAAAGUUGAUGUUAUGGAGGGCAUUGAUAACCCGUGGGCAGAUGACAAAAAUGGAAGUCUGAAAAGCUUAGAGAAACCAGAGCACAUGAAUAAUGGGAGAACGGAGGUGAUGUCAUUUGACAACCUGGAAGUCACCAGAGGAGAUGAUUCUGACAAAGAUGAAAUUCAGGCCCCCAGAAAAGACAACUACCUGGAGACAGUGCUGCUGGACUACAAGGGUGAAAGUGAGGAACAUGGAGCACCUGAAAAAGCUCCUGAAAGUAGAAAUGUGGAGGUCCAGCCCACAGCGAGAUUCACAACAGAACAGGACUCCUUUCCAACAGACACAAACCAGAAGCCAGCUCUUUCCUUAACACCUGAGCCCACACUGCCUGCCCCUGAGAAAGAACUGAAAGGAGUAAAAUUUUCAGAGGUGGCAGUGAUUUUGGACCCAGAGCCUGAAGACGAUGAGCCUGAAGACGAUGAGCCUGGAGAUGAUGAGUCUGAAAACGAUGAGUUUGGGGAUGAUGUAUCUCUCUGAUAAGAACACGCCAUGGAGAACAUUUAUAGAAAAACCACAAUGAGACUCAUUGGAACAGCUCAGAAUUAAAUGAGCAAUAAGAAUAUGGGAACGUUAUCCAGAUUUUAAUUUUGUUGCUGUUUUAAGGAUGGAUGAGGAAGAGACCAAGCAAUAUGCGGGAAGGGCUGCAGUGCUGUGCUGCAGGGCUGCUUCCCCAGCAGCAGCGCUGUCUCACUGUGUAUUUAAUUUCUUCUGGCACGUGUCAAAUGGGCAAGACAAUAAAGCCGAUUCCAGAGGCGCUGCCUUGUCAUUGCUUCAGAUCGAGUAAUUU
Messenger RNA from Camarhynchus parvulus, 5212 nucleotides. RefSeq names its product protocadherin Fat 4-like. Lineage: Eukaryota; Metazoa; Chordata; Aves; Passeriformes; Thraupidae. Bases 1 to 4902 code for a protein of 1633 amino acids. The transcript has 27 exons. Gene Ontology annotation, cellular component: plasma membrane; catenin complex. Gene Ontology annotation, molecular function: calcium ion binding; cadherin binding. The record is from RefSeq and is a predicted model, not a curated record. Gene Ontology annotation, biological process: homophilic cell-cell adhesion.